AUGGCGCAGCGCGAGCUGCACCGCGACCUCGUGGAGCGCAGCCGCGAGCGCGUCGUGCGGGUGCGCGCCGGCAACAGCCUGCUCCACGUGCUGCAGCAGCAGCAGCAGCUGAGCCAGCCGCCACUGCCGCUCCGCUCCUCCACUUCGCUGCCACUGCUGCCGCCAGCCCCGACACUCGCAGUCGCGUCCAAGCGCCGCACCCGCAGGGCCAUCGAUGCAGAGUGCGCAGACGACCACCGAGCUCGACGGCGGCGCAACGCCCUGCCGCGCCUAGCGAAGGACCGCGUGCAGGUGUCCGAGGCCGCCACGUCCUUCGAGCAGUACCAGAACUUCAUGGCCAACAAGAUCUACAGGGAGGAGACCAUGCACCUGCAGAACCGCCGCGCCGCGCUCGUCCCAAAGGCCGAUCUGCUCAAGAAGCUGGCGGCGGUCUGUGCUGCUGCGCUCAAGGAAAUGGAGAGUGAGGAGGAGGCGCCGGCGGUGCGUGAGUCGCUGCGAGAGAAGCUCGUGCGGGCCAUGGCGCUGCUUCGAGGCGGACGCGCGUUUGAGCAAGCCAAGUCGUUGGCACCACCCCCGCCGCCGGUGUAUAGAGAGAUCAAGAACGCGCACUUGGCCUUCCUCCAGUUCAAGCGCGAUGGAGUGAACACCUCGACGCAGAAGCGUGUGCACCCGAGUGCUGGGAUGCAGGACGGCAAUACGUCGACCAAGACGCCGAUCCACUUUGGCGACCAAAUUUGUCUGCUCUCCUCCAGCUCCGACUUGCCCCUCGCUAUCGGGUCUGAUGGCCGCAGCCGUCCCGCAAAAGACAGCUCUGCUGGUCCCCACAUGACCUUCACUAUUGUUGACUUCCGCAACCCGUCUCGCUACGACGAGGUCACGGCCACGGACGAAUUUUGGCUCCGUGUCGACCCAGCAGCUCUAUCACUGCGCAAUGAAACUUUGGACCCGACGAAAGACGGCGGCGAUGGAGAUGACUUCACUUCACUUCUCAGUGACACAAGCUAUUAUCUUGGCUGUCCGGGGUGGCUUGACGACGGAGAAUCUACGGUGGUUCCAACCACCACGGAUCCAAGUAAGCACAAGCGCUUUCGCAUUGUGGCAAUGAAGGCGCUGACACCAUCGAAAGAAUACUACGGUGAUGACGCCGCCACGCGCGAGUAUGCCGUGGAAACUAACGAUGGCAUUAUGCGGUUGGCGCGCUGGCGAUUUGUGAGAUACACCCCUCGAAAGCACGAACAAGUGGCGAAGGUGGAAAGCUCUGGUGGGGCCGACAGCGAGCAAGACGUGAAUGACGCGAUGGUGAACUGCUCACUUGUGUACCUUGUGCUCAGUGAUUUCGCCCUCGUGUACGAUGAAGACAUGAAGCGCGGUGUAGGAAUGCGCGUAUCCUCAGGUACACGCGAAUCGCCUUCAGAAGUACUGCACCUUCACAGAAAUGGUCACGAAAACGGCAACAAGCAACAGAGGCAUCGUCGCACUGACAGCAGUGGCAGCGCGACCGCAAGCUCGGUUCUUCUGUCGCCUUGCGCGCGGUGGCAAGUGCGUACCUUAAAGCGCACUGGCGGCAUCAACUACUUGCAGGAGUUGGAGCUGGCCAUGGCGGCAGUCACUGGAGACGUACGGAAAGAGGACGGUGUGCGCGUGGAGUGGCUUCGGAAGAAGCAGGACAAAAUGGCGUCGAACAACCGCCGACUGCAUGCCAAGAGCGGGUUGGUGCUUAACGCUCGCCGGCAAUACGACCUCGUUGCAGUCCAAAGUAACAGCAAACUCGAGGAGAUUGAGCGGGAGAAGGGGGCGCAGUCGAGUGGCCAUCAACCGUACGAGAUCUUGCAGCUCAAGCAGCAGCAGCUUCAACGAGUAGUAGAACUCCCUCACUUAUGA
This is a messenger RNA of Phytophthora sojae, 1881 nucleotides long. RefSeq lists its product as hypothetical. The record is from RefSeq and is a predicted model, not a curated record. Lineage: Eukaryota; Oomycota; Peronosporomycetes; Peronosporales; Peronosporaceae. The transcript is spliced from 4 exons. Bases 1 to 1881 code for a protein of 626 amino acids.